This is a messenger RNA of Homo sapiens (human), 2735 nucleotides long. It is a transcript of the gene OPRL1, whose product is annotated as opioid related nociceptin receptor 1. Gene Ontology annotation, biological process: G protein-coupled receptor signaling pathway; sensory perception of pain; neuron-neuron synaptic transmission. Lineage: Eukaryota; Metazoa; Chordata; Mammalia; Primates; Hominidae. The record is from RefSeq and is marked reviewed. Gene Ontology annotation, molecular function: G protein-coupled receptor activity; G protein-coupled opioid receptor activity; nociceptin receptor activity. Gene Ontology annotation, cellular component: plasma membrane; cytoplasmic vesicle; membrane.
CCUCUUCUCCCUCCUCCGCAGGCACACCAAAAUGAAGACAGCCACCAAUAUUUACAUCUUUAACCUGGCCCUGGCCGACACUCUGGUCCUGCUGACGCUGCCCUUCCAGGGCACGGACAUCCUCCUGGGCUUCUGGCCGUUUGGGAAUGCGCUGUGCAAGACAGUCAUUGCCAUUGACUACUACAACAUGUUCACCAGCACCUUCACCCUAACUGCCAUGAGUGUGGAUCGCUAUGUAGCCAUCUGCCACCCCAUCCGUGCCCUCGACGUCCGCACGUCCAGCAAAGCCCAGGCUGUCAAUGUGGCCAUCUGGGCCCUGGCCUCUGUUGUCGGUGUUCCCGUUGCCAUCAUGGGCUCGGCACAGGUCGAGGAUGAAGAGAUCGAGUGCCUGGUGGAGAUCCCUACCCCUCAGGAUUACUGGGGCCCGGUGUUUGCCAUCUGCAUCUUCCUCUUCUCCUUCAUCGUCCCCGUGCUCGUCAUCUCUGUCUGCUACAGCCUCAUGAUCCGGCGGCUCCGUGGAGUCCGCCUGCUCUCGGGCUCCCGAGAGAAGGACCGGAACCUGCGGCGCAUCACUCGGCUGGUGCUGGUGGUAGUGGCUGUGUUCGUGGGCUGCUGGACGCCUGUCCAGGUCUUCGUGCUGGCCCAAGGGCUGGGGGUUCAGCCGAGCAGCGAGACUGCCGUGGCCAUUCUGCGCUUCUGCACGGCCCUGGGCUACGUCAACAGCUGCCUCAACCCCAUCCUCUACGCCUUCCUGGAUGAGAACUUCAAGGCCUGCUUCCGCAAGUUCUGCUGUGCAUCUGCCCUGCGCCGGGACGUGCAGGUGUCUGACCGCGUGCGCAGCAUUGCCAAGGACGUGGCCCUGGCCUGCAAGACCUCUGAGACGGUACCGCGGCCCGCAUGACUAGGCGUGGACCUGCCCAUGGUGCCUGUCAGCCCGCAGAGCCCAUCUACGCCCAACACAGAGCUCACACAGGUCACUGCUCUCUAGGCGGACACACCCUGGGCCCUGAGCAUCCAGAGCCUGGGAUGGGCUUUUCCCUGUGGGCCAGGGAUGCUCGGUCCCAGAGGAGGACCUAGUGACAUCAUGGGACAGGUCAAAGCAUUAGGGCCACCUCCAUGGCCCCAGACAGACUAAAGCUGCCCUCCUGGUGCAGGGCCGAGGGGACACAAGGACCUACCUGGAAGCAGCUGACAUGCUGGUGGACGGCCGUGACUGGAGCCCGUGCCCCUCCCUCCCCGUGCUUCAUGUGACUCUUGGCCUCUCUGCUGCUGCGUUGGCAGAACCCUGGGUGGGCAGGCACCCGGAGGAGGAGCAGCAGCUGUGUCAUCCUGUGCCCCCCAUGUGCUGUGUGCUGUUUGCAUGGCAGGGCUCCAGCUGCCUUCAGCCCUGUGACGUCUCCUCAGGGCAGCUGGACAGGCUUGGCACUGCCCGGGAAGUGCAGCAGGCAGCUUUUCUUUGGGGUGGGACUUGCCCUGAGCUUGGAGCUGCCACCUGGAGGACUUGCCUGUUCCGACUCCACCUGUGCAGCCGGGGCCACCCCAGGAGAAAGUGUCCAGGUGGGGGCUGGCAGUCCCUGGCUGCAGACCCCGAGCUGGCCCUGGGCCAGCCGCACCUCUGAAGGUUUUCUGUGUGCUGCACGGUGCAGGCCUCAUCCCUGACUGCAGCUUGACUCUGGGCCCAACCCCCAUUUCCCUUCAGGAGACCAGCGAGAGGCCCUGGCCCAUUCCCUCCAGCGGUGCAAUGAACUAUCAUGCUGUGGACCGUCAACCCAGCCCUGCUUCUCAGUGUGGGGCAGGUGUCUCAGGACGAAGGCGCCGCGUGACCACAUGGGCAGCUCUGUUCACAAAGUGGAGGCCUCGUUUUCCUGGUCUUGACUGCUCUGUUUGGGUGGGAGAAGAUUCUCUGGGGGUCCCCACAUCCUCCCAAGGCUCCCCUCACAGCCUCUCCUUUGCUUGAAGCCAGAGGUCAGUGGCCGUGCUGUGUUGCGGGGGAAGCUGUGUGGAAGGAGAAGCUGGUGGCCACAGCAGAGUCCUGCUCUGGGGACGCCUGCUUCAUUUACAAGCCUCAAGAUGGCUCUGUGUAGGGCCUGAGCUUGCUGCCCAACGGGAGGAUGGCUUCACAGCAGAGCCAGCAUGAGGGGUGGGGCCUGGCAGGGCUUGCUUGAGCCAAACUGCAAAGGCUGUGGUGGCUGUGAGGACACUGCGGGGGUUGGGGGGGGGGCGUCUGUACCUCAGGGGAUGCCCCGCUGUGGUCACCCAGAGAAUCACCCUUCCUGGUCUACAGAUGGAAGCUGCAGGUUGGUGACUUUGCAAAUGCACUUCCUACAGAUGAACUAUUAAAAGACCUGCAACAUUGAAAAAACUCAUUUUUUCCACCAAAACCUUGGCCAGGUAACCUACCUUAGGCACCUGCAAAGAACAGGAAGUGAUGGCUGUCUCGCAACAGAGCCUGGGCUGCUCCUCCUGCUCUGGGGAGUCUAGGCCGUGGGGACUGUUCUGGGGAGGCUCAUGCUGUCUCCAUGACGUCUGUGGCAGGAGUCCCUGAGGACGGGAGCUGCCUAGCUACAGUUUUCUUGCCAAGGCGAGGUGUUUUGUGAAUCUGUGCUGAUGUAAUGUGCACCUUCACGUAUUUAUGCAUGUGGCAAGCGUUACUUCCUGUGCACGUAGCCAGCCCUGGGUCUGUCUCUGGGGUAAUGAAAAAGGACCCUAAUAAACACCUGCUCACUGGCUGGGUA